Messenger RNA from Prosopis cineraria, 1332 nucleotides. Its product is annotated as GDP-mannose transporter GONST1-like. Gene Ontology annotation, molecular function: GDP-mannose transmembrane transporter activity; antiporter activity. Lineage: Eukaryota; Viridiplantae; Streptophyta; Magnoliopsida; Fabales; Fabaceae. The record is from RefSeq and is a predicted model, not a curated record. Gene Ontology annotation, cellular component: Golgi apparatus.
CCAUUUGGCAAAUUUGAUUUGGAACUGUAAAAUGUUUAAAGGCUGGGUUUCGUCAACGACAUAAGGAGUUGAAAUUUUCAGAAAGCGAAGGGGGACUUUUCAUCUUCAAAUCUUCAAAUCCUGUAGCUUCUCCCUGAUUCUUUCAGCGCCAACCUCCCUGACUUGAUAUCUUGAAUUUCUUACUCUUCCUCCCUGUCAUAUUUCAUCCAAAUUUCGAUUUUGUUUAAUUUCAUAUAAGUGUUGAUUACAAAUGGGUUUGUGAAGUAGGUGUACGGGGUUCAAAAAAUUUCAGUUUCCACGUUUCUCUGGCGGUAUCGAUCCUGAGCUGGACAUCGUGAACGCCGGGGGACUGUGAAACGUGAAGCUCAUUCACACUGUCUGUCACUUCACUCCUUCUUCAAAUUGCUCUUGAAGCCAUAGCCAGAUCCCAUUCCUCCGGGAUUCCCUUUUGAUUGGGUUACGCUCUUACUGGCAUGAAAUGAAACCUUCUACUGGUGAUGAGCUUGAUUUGGAAAAAGGGAAGUCGGAUAAGGAAAGAGACAAAGUUCAGCGAAAUGCUAGGUCAGUUAGAGUCCCCAAUCAAGCCCUCCUGUCUGGCCUUGCAUAUUGCCUGUCCUCCUGCAGCAUGAUAUUGAUCAACAAGUUUGUACUCUCUAGUUAUGAUUUUAAUGCUGGAAUAUCCUUGAUGUUAUACCAGAAUUUCAUUUCAGUGACUGUAGUGUCUAUGUUAAGCCUUCUGGGCUUAAUAUCACCAGAGCCAUUAACAUGGAAAUUGAUUAAGGUCUGGCUGCCUGUGAACGUUAUAUUUGUCGGGAUGCUCAUUACUAGCAUGUUUAGUUUGAAAUACAUCAAUGUAGCUAUGGUGACGAUCGAAAAAUGUCACUAAUGUCUGAAAAAUGUCACUAAUGUCAUAACAGCCCUUGGCGAGAUGUAUUUAUUCAAGAAGCAUCAUGACAGCAGGAUCAUUUCUGCAAUAUCCGGUGGGGUUACUGAUCUCUCUUUUCAUGCAUUGGUUAUGCUUGGCAGACAGUUAACUGUUUCUUAACUGCAUCAUAUUCUGUAAGUAUAGCUGACUUUGAACCUGAAGCUCUGUUGAUCUAUUAAGUCUCCUGAUUUUAGUUUUCACCCUUUCCAUUGGUGUCAGGAUGAUUACUUACUGAACUUUCUAUCAGCCUAGUAGUAAUGUGCAGCUUCAUUAAAUUUCUUAAGUUUGCUUGUUCUGUUUGCGAUGCUGCGUUCCAUAUAUAAUUCAUUGAAUCAGGGCAAAAGAACCAGUGAGUCCAAUAUGAUUGCCCAUUACUUUUACAUAAAUUCACCCAUGUCUUUGUCUCG